Messenger RNA from Triplophysa dalaica, 1773 nucleotides. Its product is annotated as fibulin-7. The record is from RefSeq and is a predicted model, not a curated record. NCBI's taxonomy places the organism in Eukaryota, Metazoa, Chordata, Actinopteri, Cypriniformes, Nemacheilidae. The transcript is spliced from 10 exons. Gene Ontology annotation, molecular function: 2-oxoglutarate-dependent dioxygenase activity; methyltransferase activity; calcium ion binding.
AUGCUGGCUCAGGACUGUGACGAGUCUGCUUACAGAAGCAAGGUUGAGCAGCAGGCUGGCUGGUACAGUCAUAACAACCUUGAGCUAAAGACCUUAAAAACCGUGGAGAUGAUAGUGGACUUUAGGGGGAAACACCCCUGCACUCCCCCAUUUACAAUCAUGAACAGUACUGUGGCUGCAGUAGAGUCAUUCAGGUUCCUGGGCACCAGCAUCUCACAGGACCUAAAGUGGGACAAUCACAUUGACUCUAUUGUCAAAAAGGCCCAGCAGAGACUGUGCUUCCUUCUCCAGCUGAGGAAGUUCAACCAGCCACAGGAGCUCCUCUUACAGUUCUACUCAGCUGUCAUUGAAUCCGUUCUAUGCACUUCCAUAACUGUCUGGUUCGACUCAGCUGCCAAAUCCGGACUGUUGAGCGAAUCACUGGCACAACCCUCCCCUAUCUACAGGAACUAUACUCAUCCAGACAAUCGCUCUGCGCAGCGCCUCAUAAAGUCAAACACACCAGAGUGUCAUGACUGUCCCAGUGCACAGGACUUACAGAGCUCAAUUCAACAGGGUCACAAACUGCUUUUAGCAGAGGAAGCCUCAUACUUGCAGAAUGUUCGUACUUUGAGGAAGAAACUGAAUCUUUUGCAUGAUCGUGUUGUUCGCCUAUCUGCUAAACCAAAGAACAUUACUUGCUCAAGCCUGGAGAGUCCCAUCAAUGGCAGAAUGUUGGGAAAAAUGCAAUUUCCUGGUCAUGAAGUUCACUUCCUCUGUGAUGCAGGCUUUGUGCUGGUGGGCUCAUAGACACGGCAAUGUAAAGACUCACUCAGGUGGAGUGGUCAGCAACCUGUUUGCAAAGAUAUGAAUGAGUGUCUUUCAUCACCUUGUGCCAAUGGUGGAACUUGUAAAGAAGAGGUAAAUGGAUAUAGCUGUGUCUGUGCAAAGGGCUGGGCCGGACCUACCUUCCAGUCUCCAACUCCAAAAUUUUUUGUCACGUCUGUCAGCACUGGAGCUGAGGCUGCUGCCUCAUUUCCUUUGUCCCAUACAUCUGCUUUCAUUCGUCAGUCCAAAUGCAGCAUUGUACAGGGAACCACCCACUGCACCUGUGAGCCAGGCUACACCAUCUCUCACCUAGACAAUAGCAUCUGCACAGACAUCAAUGAGUGUAAGCAGUUCCACAAUGGACAGGCAGGCCGUCUGUGUUUGCACUCAUGUGAUAACACUCCUGGUGGUUACCGAUGCAAUUGCCCCACUGGUUACAACGUGACCCAUGAUGGUCGGAACUGCAAAGAUAUUGAUGAAUGUGGAACCCGACAGAAUAACUGCACCAGGGAUCAGCUCUGUAUUAACACCUAUGGAGGUUUUCAAUGUGUUAAUGUUGAUUGUCCACGUGCACGGAAUGCUACUUAUGUUAAAACCUCAACAGUGCGCUGUAAGAGGAACCCCUGCUUUGUGGAGAACAAAGCCUGCUCUCAAGCGCCAACCUCUGUGUCUUACCACUAUAUGUCUGUAGUGUCCAAUCUCUCAGCUCCGCGGGUCAUGUUCCGAGUGUCUGCUGUCAGAAUGAUAGGACACACACUUCGGUUUGCUAUACUGGGAAGCCAUGGUCGGCGUUAUUUCACCCUACAGCGUUCUGAUCGUCAGACGGGUGAACUAUUGCUGGUUAGUCCUGUGCAGGGUCCAACCACACUGAAAGUCGAGAUUGAGAUGAGUGAACUAGAGAGAGGAGAACUGCUGAGGAGUUACAUCACCAAAAUAACAAUUUUUGUGUCACAGUUUGAGUUUUAG